Messenger RNA from Ostreobium quekettii, 1389 nucleotides. NCBI's taxonomy places the organism in Eukaryota, Viridiplantae, Chlorophyta, Ulvophyceae, Bryopsidales, Ostreobiaceae. The record is from the annotation of a GenBank genome assembly.
AUGAUGGAGGAGGGGAGGGCGGUAGCCGCGGAUGGCAUCCGGAAGAGGAAAUCAGGAGCCUCCCUUUGUUUGCACACAGCAUGUGCAGCGCGCCUUGCUGUCCUCUUCAUUGCAACAAACAUGGCGCCAGUCACAGCACUCGAUGGGGGUGUGCCCAGGCCACAGUUCUCAUUUCAUUGGCCUGAUGAGCCUGAGCACUCCACCUGCUGCCCCAACAUCCAAAUGCCUGGGAACAUGAGUGCUGGACUGCAGUUACCAUCCUUGGUUGGCAUCGGAGUGGAGAAGUGUGGGUCCACGUACCUUGCAAGUCUGCUAAAAAUGCACCCUGAGCUGCAAAUAGCCCGAAGGAAAGAGGUGCACUUUCUUGACAACAGCUUUCCUGAGGUUCAACUGCCCUCCGUCUUCAGCGCUUACCUCAAAAUGUGGAAUGCAAACAAACACAAGGCGCAAGGCAGCAGGGGACUCAGAGGAUAUGAUGAAGAAAUGGGGGGCUUUGAUGUAUACGAAACAUACUCAGAGACCCAGGAAGACCAGCCAAAUGAUUGGAUGGAUGAACAGGCAUUGCCUGCCCAUGAUCAGCCACACCUCCAGCUGUAUGAAGUGACGCCAAACUACAUCUAUAUACCAAGUGCUGCAUGUCGGGCCAAGGCCUUGCUUCCCAAUACCAAAUUCGUGGCUGUUUUAAGAGACCCUGCAGAUCGUGCAUACUCACAGUUCACGAUGUUUCGCAGCCUGCAGUGCCCAAAGUAUAUGAGGGCCUCCAAGCCAUUCAUAUGCCCAUACCAGUGGCUGCGUUUCUAUGACGUUGUUCAAGAGGGAAUAGCAUUGCUGGGGGUCAGGAAUUGCACCUUCAACACAGGUAGCCCUGUCAGGUCAUGGAACGACUGCUUUGGUUGUCUGAUCAAUGACCACACCGUCACAGAAUAUUGCCAUGGGCGUUGGUACUUGUUCAACGAUGGGCCAACCAAACAGCGGUGCCAUGACUUUGCAUCGGACAUAAUAUCCAGGGGGCUGUAUGCCGCACAGAUUGCCUGGUGGUUUCAGCAAUUUCCUCCAGAGCAAUUCUUGUUCAUAAGCUCAGAUGAUCUGUUUGAGGACCCUGUGAGAGAGCUGAACAGGGUGGCGGACUUCAUUGGACUGGAGGCGCCCUUCACGUCGAACAUGCUGGAGACAGCGCAGAAGGUGUACCAAAACAAAGGAAAGUACAGGAAGUUCCACGACACGUUGGUGGAGGAGUCCAAGGCAAUCCUGAGGGAAUUCUACUCCCAGCCAAACGAGGACCUGUACGAAUUGUUGAGGAUCAACGGCCACUACUUCAGGAGGUUCGACGAGGGAAGGGGUUCGACCAGUGGGGCUCAGCUGGAGGAUAUCGUCGAUGUGCUGAUGUAG